Eurytemora carolleeae is the source of this 1985-nucleotide messenger RNA. Its product is annotated as transcriptional repressor CTCF. Gene Ontology annotation, biological process: regulation of gene expression. Bases 188 to 1042 code for a protein of 284 amino acids. The record is from RefSeq and is a predicted model, not a curated record. The transcript has 2 exons. NCBI's taxonomy places the organism in Eukaryota, Metazoa, Arthropoda, Copepoda, Calanoida, Temoridae. Gene Ontology annotation, cellular component: nucleus.
AUUAAUUAUUAAGGAAGAAUUUAAAGAAGAGAUCAAAGAAGAAGCUUUCGAAAAGGAAGAAUUUUUUUUAUCUUUUAGUUCUGAAGAAAUAGUUACAGUUGAUGUGCAAAGAGAAGAUGCAAAUAUAGAAAAUAAAGAUGAAAGUUUGGAAUAUGGAUUUGAUCCCCUCCAACCGGAACCAAAAAGAAUGAAGAAGAGUGAAGAUGGAUAUUCCUGUAGCAAGUGUGAGUAUGUUGCAACUAGAGGAAGUGAUUUAAAAAUUCACAUUGAAUAUAAGCAUGAGGGAGUGAGAUAUCCUUGUCCUAAAUGUGAGUAUUCUGCAACUACAAAACGUGCUUUGAAAGUUCAUGUGGAAAACAGACAUGAAAGAUUGCGAUAUCCCUGUUCAAAAUGCGAGUAUAUCGGAAAUACUAAAUGUGCUCUUAAAAGUCAUGUAGAUAAUAAGCAUGAUGAAGUAAGAUAUCCAUGUUCGGAAUGUGAGUAUGUUGCAACUACAGCAGGGUCUCUAAAGAGACAUAUUGAAAGUAAGCAUAUAGGAUUGAGAUAUCCCUGUUGCCAUUGUGAUUAUGCUGCAACUACAGUAGGAGAUUUAACGAUUCAUAUUGGAAAUAAACACCAAGGAAUAAGAUACCCUUGCUCUAAAUGUAAUUAUACUGCAACUUCAGCAAGGAGUCUGAAGAGACAUGAUCAAAGUAAGCAUGAAGGAGUGAGGUUUCCUUGCUCUGAAUGUGAGUAUGCAGCAACCACAAAAAGUGCUUUGAAAAUUCAUGUUAAAAUUAAGCAUGAAAAAGUGAGAUAUCCGUGUUCUAAAUGUGAUUAUAUUGCAACCACCGCAGGGUCUUUGAAGAGACACGUUGAAAGUAAACAUGAUGAAGUAAGAUAUCCCUGUUCUUACUGUGAUUAUAACGCAUCCUCUGCAGGAAAACUGAAGAUUCAUACCAAAAACAUGCAUGAUGGAGUCAGCUAUCCUUGCUCCAAAUGUGAGUAUACUGCUGCUACAGAAAGUGACUUAAAGAAACAUUUUAACAGGAAGCAUGUGUAAAAAGCUCCUGAAAACAGAGAGUUUUUCAUAAUUUUGGUUCCUUGGCAUUCUUGUUCGUCAAUGCCUUAGUAAAUGUGAUAUUUAAAAAAAGUAAGCAUUUGGAAGGCAAAAAUUAUUGACCAAUAUUCAAAUUAAUUCGUAUUAAAACUCAGAUUAAAAAAAUAUAUUUUUCCUCCGAGAAUUUGACACUUUAAAAACAUGAUAAUAAAGGCCAGAAUCUUCAGGUGGCUUGAACGAGAGAAUGAGAAGUCUGUGGAACGGACGAGAAAUUGCUGUGACUCCCCCCCCCCCCCCAUAAUACAACUUGUAACGUGAUCAAUAUCGUCAUUCAAAUCAAAAUUCAAAGGAUGAAUUCCAGGAUAAUAUAAAUCCUCAAGCAGUAGAUCCUUAGAAGUACUGCUUCUCCUUCGACUCAUUCAUCACGUUAUAAUAUAUCAUUACAAGGCUUUUGAGGCGCUUCCUGUAAUAUAUUUUAGCUCUUAUCGCUUGCUCUGAAAGUCGGCAAUUUAAAAUAAUUUUCAAAUUUUGGCGAAUUUUUCUUUUCGAAUUGGCGCAUUUUCAGAAAUAAUCCCAUCUAUUUUCCAUAAAUUUUUUCCCAGUUUUGAUAAUCCUUAAACCUUCUCUGGGGUCAUGUGAGGAAAAACACAAAAUUUGGGCCCAAUCGGUUCAGCUGUGUUUACGUAUGUCGGUUACAAAAAAAACAGACAGACAAGCAACGUUUAUAUAUAAAUGUGCUAGUAGCAAAAAUAAAGAGUAAAGAGUAAUUCAUACAAGUACGUUUAAUUACACCUUAGAAAAUUAACGUAAAUAUGGGAGUUGUUCCUAUUAUCAAUUUGACUAUGAGAGAGUAGUUCCGUCAUUAACAAAGUUAUGCCUGAUAAUUUAAUUACUUUUUAUAAGUUACAUUUAAAAUUUUCGUUUCAAUAUAUUUCUAUAUUUCAGA